This is a messenger RNA of Nelumbo nucifera (sacred lotus), 6107 nucleotides long. NCBI's taxonomy places the organism in Eukaryota, Viridiplantae, Streptophyta, Magnoliopsida, Proteales, Nelumbonaceae. The record is from RefSeq and is a predicted model, not a curated record.
CAAACACACUUACAAGAGAAGAUCUCACGGUUUAUUCACUACUCAUUAUAGUAACGAUACAUCUCUCUCACUUGGCCAUAAACAAAUACAUACAAAUGCUCACCAACCUGAGUUCAAACAACUAGAGAGAAGACCCUUCAACAGAAGAAGAAGAAUUAAAUGGUAUCCUUCUCAAACCCAACUUCACCACAAUGAUAUAAACUUGGCCUAUACUGAAUACUGAUAGGCACGCCAUCCUUAUUACUGAUCGAAACCAAAAGGACUUCGAAUUACAGUAUGCAAGAUCCCGAGCUUCUUCAAUAUAUAAAAGCAUGGCAUUACCUGAGAUCACCAUGUUUCUGGGAGGAAAUCAGCAUAGCUCUCCAACUGGGGUUCAUUGGAAGCAUAUUAGUCCAUUUCCUAUGGAAAAAGUUCACUCUGUCACGCACAAGGAGAUCAAACAGCAAAGAAGAUGACUUCACAAGUCAACUUCAGAUUGGUGUAAAACUUGGCCUCUCCUACAAAGCAAGCAUUGGUUGCUCCAGUUUGCUAUUAGUAAGCCAUUGCCUCUUGCUUCUGAUGCUACUGAAUGGAAAUGGAACCCAUUGCAGAUUUACAAACUUAGUCCUUCUGGGAGAAAUCAUGCAAGUGGUAUCAUGGUCAACGGCAUUAGUUGUGGUAUUCAAUACACAGAAAGCAAGAUCCAUGAUGCUUCCCUGGAAUGUAAGAAUCUGGUGGAUUUAUAGCUUCUUGCACUCCAUUAUCUGCACUGCUCUUGAUAUAUAUUACAUUCUUAGGAACCAUGGGUCUCCAGGAAUCGGAGACUACAUUGCCUUCCUUGAUCUCCCUGCCUCCACCUGCCUGUUAGGGAUAUCGAUCAGAGGGGCCACAGGCAUCUCAUUCUUUGAAACUGGCAUUACAAACCCACUUCUCAAUGUUAAAACUGAAAAGCAUGCAGAAGAAAAUAGGGAAUCUCCAUAUGGAAAAGCUACACCUCUCCAACGUAUCACCUUCUCAUGGCUCAAUCCACUGUUUGAAGUCGGGAACAAGAGACCCCUUGAACAAGAAGAGAUCCCUGACAUAGAUAUCAGAGACUCGGCCGGAUUCCUCUCCUGCUUGUUCAAUGACAGUCUAAAUUGUGUCAAAAAUAUGGAUGCUACAACAAACCCAUCUAUAUACAAAGCAAUCUUUCUAUUUAUCUGGAAAAAAGCAGCAACCAAUGCAUUGUUUGCAAUGAUUGGUGCGGUAGCAUCAUGUAUCGGGCCGUACUUGAUUGACGACCUUGUGAAGUUCCUGAGUGGAAAGAAGCAGCAACACAGCUUGAGUGGGUACCUUCUUGCAUUAGCCUUCCUGAGUUCCAAAGUCAUCGAGACAGUGGCUCAGAGACAAUGGAUCUUUGGGGCCUACCAGCUAGGCCUUCGCCUGAGAGUGGCUCUGAUAUCACAAAUUUAUAAAAAGGGCCUGUAUCUAUCAAGUGAAUCCCGCCAAAGCCAUGCCAGUGGAGAGAUCAUCAACUAUAUGAGUGUUGAUCUCCAACGUAUUGUGGACGUCAUGUAUUUAAUGAACAUAAUCUGGAUGUUGCCCAUACAAAUUUCUCUGGCAAUUUACAUUUUAAGCAACAACCUGGGUCUUCUUGGCUCUCUGGCGGCAUUAGCAGCAAUGGUGAUUAUAUUAGCCAUUAACAUACCCAAUACAAAGAUCCAAAGGAGGUUACAGUCAAAGAUGAUGGAGGCCAAGGACAGCAGAAUGAAAGCCACAGCUGAGGUUCUUCGAAAUAUGAGGACUCUGAAACUUCAAGCCUGGGAAACUCGAUUCCUUCACAAUCUUGAAAGCUUGAGAAAGAUCGAGUACAUAUUGAUAUGGAAAGCACGCAGUUCGGCAGCAAUCUCAUCUUUUCUCUUCUGGGGAUCCCCUUCCUUCAUCUCAAUAAUGGCCUUUGGGACAUGUAUACCAAUGGGGAUCCCAUUCACAGCUGGGAAAGUUUUAUCUGCGCUGGCAACCUUCCGGAUGUUACAGUACCCAUUGUUCAAUUUAUCCGAUUUGCUAUCAGCAGCUGCACAAGCCAAAGUUUCAAUCGACAGAGUCACUUCGUACCUCCAGCAAGGUGAAGUUCAAAUGGAUGCAGUCUUGUUUGCUCCAAAAGAUGAGUCAGAGUUCGAUAUCGAGAUUAGCGCUGGAAAGUUCAGCUGGAAUCCAGAGUCAAGAAUCCCAACUCUUGACGGAAUAGAGUUGAAAGUGAAGGGAGGGAUGAAAGUAGCAAUCUGUGGAACUGUAGGAUCAGGGAAAUCUAGUCUUCUCUCAAGCAUACUUGGAGAUAUAAUGAAGUUGUCAGGAACAGUGAAGAUCAGUGGGACAAAGGCUUACGUUCCUCAGUCUCCAUGGAUAUUGACAGGAACGAUCAGAGAGAAUAUCCUUUUUGGAAAUCCAUUUGACAGUGUCAGGUAUGACAGAACAGUUAAAGCAUGUGCUUUGAUGAAGGAUUUCCAGCUCUUUCCCUGUGGUGACUUGACAGAAAUCGGAGAAAGAGGUAUCAACAUGAGUGGUGGCCAGAAGCAAAGAAUACAAAUUGCACGUGCAGCCUACCAGGAUGCUGACAUAUAUCUUCUUGAUGACCCUUUCAGUGCUGUGGAUGCUCAUACAGGGACUCAACUCUUUCAGGAAUGCCUGAUGRGGAUCCUCAAAGAAAAGACAAUACUUUAUGUCACCCACCAAGUCGAGUUUCUACCUGCAGCAGACCUCAUUCUGGUUCUGCAAGAUGGAAGGAUCACACAAGCUGGAACKUUUGAUGAACUUCUAAGACAGAAUACAGGAUUUGAUGCAUUAGUAGGUGCACACAACCAAGCUCUGGAAUCAAUCUUCACAGUCCAAAAGUCAAGUAGAACAUGUGAAAAACCUCUAUCCGAUGGUGAAGCUGAUACAGAAUCCAGAAUAAAUCCAGAGCUUCAACUAAAUGGUAAGCAUGAUCCUAGACAUAACCUUUCAAAUGACAUAACCAGAAAAGGAGGAAGACUGACACAGGAUGAAGAGAGAGAGAAAGGAAGCAUUCGGAAAGAAGUUUACUGGUCUUAUUUGACCACAGUGUGGGCAGGGGCCUUUGUCCCACUCAUAAUCUUGGCACAGUUGCUCUUCCUAGUACUACAGAUAGCAAGUAAUUAUUGGAUAACAUGGGCUUCCCCUCUUACAUCUGGGACUGAGCCAGCUAUGGAGAUAACCUUUCUAUUWUUUGGGUAUAUACUUCUCUCAGUCGGCAGUUCAGUUUUUGCAUUCGUUCGAGCCAUGCUAGUAACAACCGCCGGCCUUCUAACAUCACAGAAACUUUUCAUCAACAUGCUACAUAGUGUACUCCGGGCUCCAAUGGCAUUCUUUGAUUCAACCUCAACUGGGAGAAUCCUGAAUCGGGYAUCYGAAGACCAAAKUGUGCUUGACAWRGAAAUGGCAGGCAGAUUAGGUUGGUGUGUUUUCACAUKUAUACAGGUUCUAGGGACUAUUAUCGUCAUGUCACAGGUAGCAUGGCAAGUAUUUGUAAUCUUCAUUCCAGUGACUGCAAUCUGCAUAUGGUACCAACAAUACUAUACAUCAACUGCAAGAGAAUUGACCCGGUUAACAGGGAUUCAAACAGCUCCAAUUCUCCACCAUUUUGUAGAGUCACUUUCUGGAGCUGCAGCAAUCCGUGCCUUCAACCAAGAAAACCGCUUUACUGAGACAAAUCUCAUCCUCAUUGACAAUUACUCAAGGCCAUGGUUUCAUAACAUGUCAGCAACAGAGUGGAUUUCUUUCAGAUUGAACAUACUGUCCAAUUUUGUGUUUGCAUUCUCGGUGGUUUUUCUUGUGAGCCUCCCUCAUGGGAUUAUUAACCCAAGAAUUGCAGGAUUGGCAGUAACAUAUGGAUUGAAUCUUAACUCACAGCUAGCCAAUAUGGUGUCCACAAUAUGCAAUGCAGGAAAUAAAAUGAUCUCAGUAGAAAGAAUUCUACAAUAUUCAAACAUUGCUAGUGAAGCCCCAUUGGUAGUUGAAGAUCACAAGCCACCAAAUAACUGGCCACAUCUUGGAAAAAUUUGCUUCAUUAACUUGCAGAUCCGAUACGCUGAGCAUCUUCCAUCUGUCUUAAAAAAUAUUAGCUGCACAAUUCCAGGAGGGAAAAAGGUUGGUGUUGUGGGACGAACAGGCAGCGGGAAAUCAACUCUAAUACAGGCAAUAUUCCGUAUUGUGGAACCCAGAGAGGGAAGUAUUGAAAUUGAUGAUAUAAACAUCUGCAAGAUAGGCCUUCAUGACCUGAGAUCCAGACUUAGCAUCAUUCCGCAGGACCCAACAAUGUUUGAGGGGACAGUAAGAGGAAACAUGGACCCACUAGAGCAAUAUUCUGACAGUGAAAUAUGGGAGGCUAUGGAUAAAUGUCAACUUGGUGACUUAGUGCGUGCAAGGGAAGAAAAGUUGGAUUCAACAGUGGUUGAGAAUGGAGAAAACUGGAGUCUGGGCCAGAGGCAACUAUUCUGUCUUGGAAGAGCCUUAUUAAAGAGAACCAGAAUUCUUAUUCUAGAUGAAGCCACAGCCUCUGUUGAUUCUGCAACUGAUGGUGUAAUACAGAAGAUCAUAUGUCAGGAGUUCAAAAAUUGUACUUUGUUAGUUGUUACCAUAGCUCACAGAAUCCACACAGUUAUAGACAGUGAUCUAGUUCUGGUUCUCAGUGAAGGAAGGAUUGUGGAGUACAACACCCCAGCUAAGCUACUGGAAAGAGAGGAUUCAUUCUUCUCAAAGCUUAUUAAGGAAUACUCUUUGAGAUCACAAGACUUCAACAGAUUAACAAACUUAAAGAAUGCACGUUGCAUUUUAUAGUAUCUGUGAAGCAUAAAGCUUUUUAUGUUAUUCCAAAAUCAAGAUUACAUGCUACAAAAUAAUUCAAGAGCUGCAACAAUCCAGAACAAAUGAAGAAUAAAUGAUUCCUCAAACUGAUUAGGGAACAGCACUGAGUGCCCUGGGAUGGAGUAAUAUAUCUAUCUGUUUUAUCCUCUUCCAGACAAAAAGAGAGCAAUAGGUUAUUGUGUUUUUUCUAUUUCUGCUUGAUCACUUAUAAUUCUGUCGCUUCAUUUAUCCAGAACAUAUCCAUUGUUAGCAGUCUUUUAGAUUAUUUCUCACCAUUCUGAUCCAUGGCCCCAAAGCAAAUAUUCUAUAGAAUUAUCAUCAAUAUACAAUAAGUUCAUAGAAAUGAACAAAGCAACAAAGAAAAAGAUCAUCUUAAACCAUCAAAAAAUCAUUAUGAUGCUCUACUAAUUUAUAAAAAACAACAAUGAAUGAUGUGGCUGAUCAUUUUCAAAAAUAAUAAUAAUAAUGUAACUGAUCAAUAUAAUAACAGGCACUCCUGUAUGAUCCUUAUAGUUCAUGAUUAACAGAACUUAUUAAGUAUGGCUAAUAGAGAUAUGAAGCUACUAUCUCCUGUGUUCCAUUUAGUUGAAUGGAACAAGAACAGUUUAAUAGAAACAGUUUAAAUUCUAAAAAUCUCUCAUACAGAUAGGAAAUUCAUAAAGAUAAUACCUUAUCCCCGCAUAAAUCAGAAAGGGCCAAAAUUUCAUAACCAUAAAAGGAAGAUUCUAUCAACGUAAUCUAUACUUUACCGCACUUGAGUUAUACAAUUGUAGUACAGACAGAACUCAAACAUGAAAGGAAAGAAAAUCCUAAGCAAACAUGGAAAAUCCAGCACAGAUAUUCUAAGCCAUGGUUGAAGUCCCAUUCUCUUCUUUAUGGAAAUGGAAAUCCCAUGCUCGAAAUUUAAGCCUCCAUACCAAACCCAAAUCCUUUAAAUAGUUUCUUUCCUACCCAAAUCAAUAAGCAUCUUAAGCGAUUAUCAAUACCUACAAAUUUCAAAGAGAAGAAAAUUGCCCUUGUAAUAUUUUGUAAAAACGACCCAAUGUAAAUCUAUAAUAUAAUAAUGUCUACAACUCCAAAACCAUUUACUAGAAGCCCUCCAAAUUAAUGGGUUCUGCUCUUCCUUGAAUUUCCAUUUUCUUUCUAAGAGGACAUUAUUUGAUCAUUUGACUUUUCUUCUAGUCCAAAUUCAACUAUUCAAGAGUAAGAAAAGAAAAAGAGAACAAUAAAUUCAUAAAUUUUCUGAUAUCUGGGUAGAAGCACAAGAA